This is a messenger RNA of Durusdinium trenchii, 1182 nucleotides long. The record is from the annotation of a GenBank genome assembly. NCBI's taxonomy places the organism in Eukaryota, Dinophyceae, Suessiales, Symbiodiniaceae.
AUGGCAAAAGCUGAGAAGACCACUGAAGAGGACUUGCAGGCAAAUGUUUGGAAGUUGAUUUGGUACAAUGGCAUCUUUUCCGUCUUUUCUUCGAUCGCCCAACUGGGCCUCUUCGACACCUAUUUGUUCAUCAUGGCGGGGAACUCCAACACCGCCGUGGGCUGGGCCGAGUCCAUCUCCGGUCUUUCUCAGAUCGUUCUGGCCGGGCCGGCGGGCGUGUUGACAGACACAGUGUCAAGAAGUAAAAUCUUGCGAUGGUGCGCCUACCUGUCGGUGUUGGCUGUGGGCGCUUCCAUUGCAGGAAUCGGCUUUGACAAUUUCCCAAUUAUCUAUGUGUCCUUGUUCAUUUUCGGAGCAUACACAGCACUGCAGAACACAGCCAGCUUCGCCUUGUAUUCUGAUUCGAUCCCUCAGGGCUCUCGAGCCAAGUGGCUCUCACGUGUGAGCAUUGUGAAUCAGCUAGGCUAUGGUGCUGGGCCCUUCUUUAGCCUCUUUUUGUUUGGCUACUUCGGGAAUCAAUGGAAGCUCUCAGUGCUUCACGUUGUAUUGAUCAUCGGCUUUUUGGGCAUGAUCCCAGCGAACCUCUUCUUGGUGAACUUGAAAGAUGCUCAACAUGAAGAUGGUGGAGCAGAAGCAUCGGGAGCCUUCAGCAAUCUGAAGUAUGCAAGGGUCGUCCCCUGGCUGAUUUGUAGCUUGGAUGUGGUGACCGCCAUUGGAGCUGGCAUGACGGUGAAGUUCUUCCCUCUUUUCUUCAAGCAGGACUAUGGGCUCAAUCCUGGACAGAUCCAGUUGCUCUUUGCCGUCUACGGCCUCUCCUUUGGUUUCUUCACUUGGCUCUGUGAAAAAGCGGCCGCCAAGUUGGGUCGAGUGCAGGCAGGUGUCCUUUUUGCGACGGCGGGGGUGGUUUGCCUCUUCUUGUUGGCCUACCUCAGAUGGCUCCCCAGCGUCUUGGUGGUCUUUGUGAUUCGUGGGGCCUUCGCGAAUGCCAUCUAUCCAAUUGACCGAUCCAUCUUGAUGGACUUCGUCCCGUCCAACGAGCGCGGUCGGUGGAAUGCUGCUGAGAGCGUCAGCAGCAUGUCGUGGUCGGGGUCAGCAGUGAUUGGAGGUUACUUGAUGGAUGCCUAUGACUACCGACAGACCUUUGUCACACCGCGUGCAUCUAUGCGGUGGCUGCCAUCAUGA